GUGUAAAUGGCCACAUCAUUGAAAUCUCCCUUUAAAAAGAUGACACAACUUCACUAACAAGCUAGAAGGUUCUUGUUCAAACUUCUAACCAAGGAAAUGGAUGUAGAGAAUGUCUUCCACAUGACUGGAGGAGUUGGCAAAACUAGCUAUGCAAAGAAUUCCUCAUUACAGAAGAAGGAAUCUGAUAAGGUGAAACACAUAAUCAUACAAACAGUUGAGGAGCUUUACCUUGCAACCACUCCCAAGAGCAUAGGCAUUGCUGAUUUGGGUUGCUCCUCUGGACCCAAUACUCUUUCAAUCAUCAAAGACAUCUUUCAAACCAUCCAAAACACAAGUCAAAAUAUCAUGCAUCACUCUGAAGAGCUUCGUGUAUACCUCAAUGAUCUUCCAACCAAUGACUUUAAUUCAAUUUUCAAGGCCUUGCCUGAGUUUCAGAGGUUGCUUAGGCAGGACAGGAAAGAUAAUGGGGUUCCUUCCAUUUUCAUGGGAGGUUACCCUGGUUCAUUUUAUGGAAGACUAUUCCCAAACAAUUACUUGCACUUUGUCCACUCCUCCUACAGUUUACACUGGCUUUCAAAGGUUCCUCCAGCACUUUAUGAUGAGGAGAAAAGGCCUUUGAACAAGGGAUGUGUUUACAUUUGUGAAUCAAGCCCUGAAGUGGUACCCCAAGCAUACUAUGAGCAAUUUCAGGAAGAUUUUUCCUUGUUCCUCCGGUCGAGGUCAGAGGAAUUAGUUGUGGGUGGAAGGAUGGUGCUGAUUUUUCUUGGAAGAAGAGGGCCAGAACAUGUUGACAGAGGCAACUCUUUCUUCUGGGAGAUUCUCACCCGGUCAUUUGCUAUUUUAGUCUCACAGGGAGAAAUAGAGCAGGAGAAGCUUGAUUCCUACGAUGUGCAUUUCUAUGCACCAUCAAGGGAAGAAAUAGAAGAAGAGGUGAGGAAAGAAAGGUCACUGAAGCAGGAGAGACUAGAGAUGUUUGAGAUGGACAAGAGUGAGCAAGGGACAGAGGUUGCAAAGGCUGUGAGGGCCAUCCAAGAAUCAAUGAUCUCCAACCACUUUGGAGAAAGGAUCUUAGACAGUUUGUUUGAGAACUAUGCUAGACUGGUGGAUGAAGAAAUGGCUAAGGAUAUAAAACCCGUUACUUUUGUGCUAGUUCUUAGUAAAAUUUGAAUGUAUAGAUUAAUAUAUGUAUCACCACAAAUUCCCAGAGGCUAUUUUAGUUCGCAGUAAGUGUUUAAAUUCCAAUCACUUAAUUGGUUAAGAAUCUGAAAACUGUAACAUGCUGUAUGAACAUCAAAUUAGUCAAAUGGAAUGGCAUUUCCUUGAAAUAUUUGAAGCAUAUACCAUUUCUUGAAUACAAGUUUUUCUGUUUUUCA
This is a messenger RNA of Lotus japonicus, 1373 nucleotides long. Its product is annotated as probable methyltransferase TCM_000336. Gene Ontology annotation, biological process: methylation. The record is from RefSeq and is a predicted model, not a curated record. The transcript is spliced from 4 exons. Gene Ontology annotation, molecular function: S-adenosylmethionine-dependent methyltransferase activity. Lineage: Eukaryota; Viridiplantae; Streptophyta; Magnoliopsida; Fabales; Fabaceae. The coding region runs from base 97 to 1167 and encodes 356 amino acids.